Messenger RNA from Truncatella angustata, 1719 nucleotides. RefSeq lists its product as uncharacterized. The transcript is spliced from 2 exons. The record is from RefSeq and is a predicted model, not a curated record. Bases 301 to 1359 code for a protein of 352 amino acids. Lineage: Eukaryota; Fungi; Ascomycota; Sordariomycetes; Amphisphaeriales; Sporocadaceae.
ACUGGACAGCUAGUCUAGGACGUGGGGUUGGUUGUCUUGUCUGCUUGUCUUUUCCUUUUCCUGACGCCUCAUUCUUUUUCACUUGUGACACUAGGCGGCAGGGCGCUAAACGGCUUUAAUGAAUCCGAGGUAUGGAUCCGUACGGCCUCAACGUCUAAACGCAGUGGGGGGAGCUGGAGCUGGGAGCUGCUCUCUCGCGCUGCGACGUGGAAUCCACAAGUUAGAGGUCGAGCCACCAAGCUAUUCCGCGUUCCAUUUCACAUACAGUAGUUCAACGUCCAUGCUCACGAGCCGGCAUGAAUGAUGACUGAUCAUGUCGUCGAACCUACCAAGUCAGCCCAUUCUUUGCGGCCUCGACAUCGACUAAGCCGCUCGGUGACCGAGACGAACACAUCCAAGCUGCAUCGGCAUCACGGUCACUACCUCCUGCAACGCCGACAUCAGGAUCGCAAUUCCGACCGCAACCCUCAGUCUGCCGCUCCUUCACUGGAGAUGCCGCCCCGUGGCUCUCUGGAUCUCCCACGCUCCGAGGGGAUGACGCCCUACAUGCUGAGCAGCGCCGAACAAAGCCGCAGAGCAAGCAUGUUGCCGUCGGGGGCAGAGGAAAUUGGGGCAACCAUAUUGCAGACCACAACUACAAGUCGAGAGAAGCGCAUACAGGUGCAAAGGGAACAGGCCGCCCAGCGGACUACUGGUCUCAAGAAGUCUUUAUCGGAGUUGAACGCAUUCUCGCUGGCAACGACGCGCCGGCUGGACGACGCAUACUAUGCUGUUCUGGAGAAGCUGAGCAUGCUGCAAAGCACUAUAUAUGAGAUGAAAGGACUGGCGACCAUGUCGCAGCAGGCCAAUGAGUCUUUCAAGUCCGAUGCACAGAGUCUGGUAUCCGAAAUCGAGUCGCAACUUGAUUCUGUCGGCCAGUUCGACCAGCAGCAGCAAGAUAUUGAAGAGUUACAGAACCGCAUACAGACAGGGCGGCAGAGAGUGCAAAAGCUCAGCGAACGAGUGGAUCUGGUUCGUGAGCGCGUGGAGCGCUGGGAAAGAGCUGAUCUCAACUGGCAAGAGAGGACUAGACGGCGUCUGAAGGUCCUCUGGGUCGUCACCUCUGUGGUCGCACUAGCCAUGGUCCUGAUGUUUGUCGGCACACAAUAUGCCUCUGUUGAAGUUGACACGAUAAAGGACAAGAUCACCGAGGCCAUGUCCAGCAACAUUUCUGGCACGACAUUCGGUGAUGAGCUGACCAACCUCAGCAGAAUCUCAGACCAUUUGAGCGAGGAUAUCAGAGCAGCACUGAAUGAGACGAGGGGAUCUGAUCCUGCCGUUGCUAAAGACGAGCUUCUUCGCGCGUUUGAUGAACUCUGAUUGUUGUCACCGUUUUUACAUUACCAAAGACAUUCUUCUCUUUCCUUUCUCUCUUCAAUUUUCGUCUAUUCCUUUUUUCAAGGGUUUUCCAUUUUUUAAUUAUUUUUGUUCUUGUCUUUCCUCUCCAUCUUUCCUUAAAGAUUGCGAUAAAGCAUUAUACCCCGGAGUUUAAACAAAUCAUCACUGUUAUGGCUCCUUUUCUGUUUUGGGGCCGCCUAGACGGAAAUCCGGCACUGUGUUAUUUUCCUGCUCAAAUUCUACGAAGCAUAGGCUCCAUUUUCAGCUGAUCUGGGAUUGUUUUAAAAGUAUUCGGCAAGGUUUAUCCGUAGUCAUGGAGGCUUGGCCUUUAGUCUAGGUCAA